Molecule: messenger RNA, 3233 nt
Organism: Perca fluviatilis (European perch)
Lineage: Eukaryota; Metazoa; Chordata; Actinopteri; Perciformes; Percidae
Exons: 11
Coding region: 138-1190 (350 amino acids)
Source: RefSeq, a predicted model, not a curated record
CUAAAUAUUUAGAAAAUAUUCAAAUCCCCAAGGAAACCACGCCCACUGCAGUGGCUUCAAAUCGCGCUGCACCGCCGCCCCCCGCUCCCACCCCACGACGCUGUGGUGAAAGCAAAUGACUUAGGUGAAAGGCAGGCAUGGCCGGUUCUCUAGGUCUAGGAGACAUUGAACGGGCUGUCAUUGCAGGUGUGCGGGCUGCACUCCAUGGUGUACCUCCCCCGGUCCAGUCCACAACAUCAACGGUUUCAACACCAGCGGUGCCCAGUGCCACAAGCACUUCCAACUUCACGUCACUGAGAUCAGCUCCUCUGCCAUCCAUCCCUCGACGUAAUGGGGCUCAAUCAGGAUACUUGAGACGAAGGCAUGUCAAAACAUACACAAAAGAAGUUAUAUGUUUACCUUUUUCACCGGGGGCAUCGGUCUUCGUUAUACCCAGAGAAACUCGGACCAGGUUAGCUACGGCUGGCCUUGUUGGAAAAAUGUCAUUUUCCACAGAAUGGUCUGAAGACCAAGUGAGAGCUGAAAUAACCGCUAUCUUCAGUGGAGCAUUUGGGUUAUCAGAGCACCAGUCGCUUCAAUUUCAGUUUUUGAGCAUCAUCAAGGGGUGUAAAAAACUGAUGAUACCAAAGGUCACCUCCAAUUUCCCCUGGGGUGGUAAAGAAGUUGCCUCCGUGUGUUCCAGCACUUGUUUGUAUAUCAUGGCAGAAAUGGAAGUUCCUGCACAGAGCUGGUAUGUGGAGCUGUCUGAUGACAGUGAUUUUGAAAACCCGGUUGUACAACGAAGGAGAGUGAGUCAGAGAGAUGCACCGUCCAGAGCCCAGAGGGAACACUGUGAGAGGCAAGAGAGGGUGGAAGCCAGUGCUCCAUCUGAUGAUGGGAUGGAACUACAGGGACAGCAAGGGCCAAAUGAAGCUAUGAAUCACUUUGCAGUGAGUGAGAGAGAUGCACCGUCCAGAGCCCAGAGGGAACACUGUGAGAGGCAAGAGAGGGUGGAAGCCAGUGCUCCAUCUGAUGAUGGGAUGGAACUACAGGGACAGCUAGGGCCAAAUGAAGCUAUGAAUCACUUUGCAGAUUUCAUUCCUAUUGAUGUUGAAGAAGAUGAAGCCAUUGAGGAGGCCAUCAGACGCAGUCUUUUAGAAGAGUCUGUGCAGUCCUUACAGGAUUCAAGGUAUACAAGGUUACAGGUAUAGUGAAAGCUCACAGUGAGCGGGUUGUCACAGAAGCAUACAGACCGAUCUACAUCAGCCGAGGGAACGUGUGGACAACUGCUCUCCGAUCAGCACCGAUCAGCUGUAUGUCACCUUUGUCAGUGACGAAGGCACAAACGAAGAUGGAGAAGACCUGGGAGGGCCAAGGCGAGAAUUCUUCUGUCUGCUUGUAAAAGCCAUCUAAAAAAGAGAGUGGAGCAUUUGAAGAGUCUCUAAAUUGCUUCACUCCAAGAAUGAACAUUUCUCAUGUGCAGAAUGGAGUGUACCGCACUAUUGGACAUAUGAUGUCUACCAUCAUCAUCCAGGGUGGUGAACCUCCAGCCCUCCUUUCUCCUCUGGUAGUGGACUACCUUCUGACAGGACGCAUCUUUCAGUUGAAUGUCACUCCAGAUGAUGUAGCUGACAUGGAACUUAGAGAAGCCCUGAAGAAGGUUGAUCAAGCAUUAACCACUGAUGAGCUGGAGCAAGCAGUGGAAUGCUGUGACUCAUGGAGAUACCAAAUCGAAGGUCUUCCGAACCCAGUCAGCAUGGACAACAAAGAUGCAUUUGUGCAGAAUGCAAUACUUUUCCAUGUCCUCAUUCAACAACAGAGCUGCUAUGAUCAGUUAGUUGAGGGUUUGAACUACUACGAGGUUCUACUACUCCUGAAAUAAAGGCCUUGCCUUAGGGUUCUUCUUGAUAUGCCCAAAGAACCCAGUGAUGUCACAGCAGAUGUUGUGGCUACCCUCUUGAAACCUAACUACUCUGUUCUGGGAAGUAACAGAAGACCAAGAGAGGAGUUAUUGGUGGUUAAGUUCAGAGAGUUUCUUGACUGUGUGCAAGAGAAGGAGCUUGGGGACCAUCUUAACACCAGAAAGCUCACUGAGGCAGAAAAGGCGUUUAUCCUGACAUUGAAUCCUGGACACAUCCUAACCUUUGCAACGGGAAGCAGCAAAGUCCUGCACUUGGAUUUUUUCCCAGUCCAAAACUGACUUUUGUUCAUGAUGACACGAAGCACCUCCCCAUUGCUCACACAUGCUCAAAUGAGCUUCAGAUCUUUGUUAACAGAAAGAAUCUGGCAGAUGACAAUGAAUUUGAUUAAAAUGUUCUGGUAGCUCUCAUGAAUCGAUACAUUUUUAGUGCAGUGUAGUCUACAAAAAAACAAUGCUUGGAUUGCACAUUUUAUUUGGAGCCCAGAGCUUUUCGUGGAUGGACAUCAGGUUUACAAGCUGAGCAUCUGGUGUAGCAUGACUUGUUAAAACUGUUAAAACGUUGUUUCGCCUAAAGUCUGAUCUGAACUACAGUUAGUCAGCAUGCUAUAAUCUCCUGUAAAAACAUUAUCAAUGUCUUCUCAGUAGUGUAAAAUGACACAGUAAUUCCUUUAUCAACUUUCUAUUUCUUUAAAUGCAUUUACAAGAAAAAAAAGAUUUUAUAUAUAUUCCUUCAGAGGAAUUUUCACCGUUCACCUUGCUGAUGGCUGACCUAAAAAGGUUCAUAACAGUUUCAGCCCAAUUGUUGUUGAGAAACGUUAACAUUCUACUGUAACCAUCCAUUGUGCCAUGUACAACUAGUUUCCAUCUUAUCAGUUUAUGAUUUCUGUCUAUGUGCCAUAUAUAGUUUGGACACAGUGUAUACUCGUGUUUGUAUUAUAAAUUUUUUGCUUGAGGUUGCACUCUUGUCAGUAUUGCUGUAAAGGUGUAACCAGGUGUGUUCUUGUCUGAUUAAUAUUCAUGGUUCAUUUUAGCUGUAUCAGACACAGACUAUUGCAGUAUUUCAAUUAAGUGGCCAGUUCCUAUAAAUAGACCAUUCCAGAAACUCUGAAUAAGCUGUGUACUUCAGUAAUGAACAUCCUGCAUUGUCAUUUUGUUUUGGUGAACAGAUACCUUGAGAAUGUGAAGUGAGAGUAUUUGCAGACCAUCAGUAUAGUGUAAUUUGUUAUUGGUGGCUAACUGCAUACCUCAUGACUUUACUAUUUGCCUUUUAGCUUGUUUCAGCAGUAAUAUGCACAUACAUGCAAAUGUUUCAUUUGAUUUGUUUGCAAUUUGA